CCUGGCUGGGGUCAGCUGAUGGUGAUGAGUUGAUACUUUGGCUCCGUCCAUCGCGGACGCGCACUUCAUUCGCUCUCUUUUCUUUUCUUGUUUUUUACUUUUAAUUUUGUAUCCGUUUAAGUUUAUCAUCAACAGACAUGACACUUUCGGGUCUCCUCGCAGCAGCUUACGUGCUCGUCCUCCUCUGCAGUGUCCGGGGUAACUCAGCCUGGUCUCACCCGGCAAAGUCGUGCGGUUACCCUCCAUCGCAGUGGUGUCGCUCCCUGGAGAUUGCGCUUGAAUGCAAAGUGCAGAAGCAGUGCAUGGAACUCGCCGCCAUCCGUCCACAGGAGGCUGCCCCCCCUGUGUCUGUUACACUGUACUACGAGAGUCUGUGUCCAGCCUGCAGAUUGUUCAUCACUCAGCAGCUCUUUCCCACCUGGAUCUUACUGCGGGACAUCAUGAAGGUCACACUGGUGCCGUAUGGCAACGCUAAGGAGCUGGUCUCGGGUAAUACGACCUUCAGCUGUCAGCACGGGGAGACGGAAUGCCGCGGGAACAUGAUUGAGGCCUGCAUCCUCCACUUGUCUGCUCACACUGGUUUUCAGACCAUCUACUGCAUGGAAUCGGCAGCGGAUGUCCUCGGUGCGGCCCAGCCAUGUCUUCAGAUGCACGCCCCCACCAUCUCCUGGCUCAGCGUUGACUCUUGUGUCAGUGGCGGUUUGGGCCGAAGACUCAUGCAUGCCAACGCGGUCAUGACCAGAGCAUUGAGCCCCCCUCACACGCACGUCCCAUGGGUCACCUUCAAUGGGGAAUUCACAGAGGAAUAUGAAGAUAAGGCCAUGUCGUCCCUCUCCCAUUUGGUUUGCCAGCUUUAUAAGGGGGUGAAGCCUCCAGCCUGCAACGGAGUGCCGGUCAGACUUGACAGAGGUUUCUGCUGAAAACCAACCACUGAAUUAACUUGAUCUAUAUUGAUAUACAUUUUUCAACAUGCAUACAUUGGAGUCUUACUCAACCCAU
Messenger RNA from Syngnathoides biaculeatus (alligator pipefish), 999 nucleotides. RefSeq names its product gamma-interferon-inducible lysosomal thiol reductase-like. The record is from RefSeq and is a predicted model, not a curated record. Bases 138 to 920 code for a protein of 260 amino acids. NCBI's taxonomy places the organism in Eukaryota, Metazoa, Chordata, Actinopteri, Syngnathiformes, Syngnathidae. The transcript is spliced from 7 exons. Gene Ontology annotation, cellular component: lysosome. Gene Ontology annotation, molecular function: oxidoreductase activity, acting on a sulfur group of donors, disulfide as acceptor.